Molecule: messenger RNA, 2556 nt
Organism: Closterium sp. Naga37s-1
Lineage: Eukaryota; Viridiplantae; Streptophyta; Zygnematophyceae; Desmidiales; Closteriaceae
Source: the annotation of a GenBank genome assembly
AUGUCGGGUCGCAAGGAAACAGUGCUGGACCUAGCGAGGCUGGUGGACAAGGGGGUGUGCGUGAAGCUUAACGGGGGACGACAAGUGAUGGGCACGCUGAAGGGGUACGACCAGCUGAUCAACCUGGUGCUGGAUGAGGCCGUGGAGUAUGAGCGAGAUCCAGAGGACCCCCUACGUCUGACCGAGCAGACACGACCGCUAGGGCUCAUUGUAUGCAGAGGAACAGCGUUCCUGUACGAGGCCCUGGCGUAUUACAUGAAGCGGGUGCGCUACAUCGCCCCCAAGGAUCUCAUCCCCGAUAGUGCAUACAUCUUCGCGUUCCAUCCACACGGCCGCAUGUUCUACACCAACACUAUGAUGAUCCAGACCAACUACGAAUGGAGAAAAAACUUCUGCCCCAAAGGUGACUUCUUUGCCGGGGCAGCAGCGGGGUUCUACUCGGUGCCUGUGCUGCGCAACCUGCUGUACCUCCUGGGGACCAUGCCUGCCAGUGAAUCAAACAUCCGCAGGGAGCUGCGGAAGAAAAACCACAUGGCCAUUGUGAUUGGGGGCCUGAAGGAGGUCUGCCUUGGCACAACUUCCCACACCGACAAGCUCUAUUUGAUGAGGAGGAAGGGGUUUGCACGCAUAGCAGUGCAGGAGAAGGUGGGAGUCAUCCCCAUCUACUGCUUCAAUGAGAACCAGCUCUUCAAGCACGACCCAGUAUGGUUCCUUCAGUUCUGGGAGAAGGUCAACCGUCACGUCAACAUCGGAGUGCCCUUCAUGCGUGGGGCCUGGAACCUCACCCUGCCCUUCAGACGGGAUCUCUUGGUGGUUGUGGGCAAGCCACUUUUCCCCGAGGAGGGAGAGUCAGUGGAUGAAUUCCAUGCUCGCUACGUCACUGCCAUCACUCAACUCUUUCACAAAUAUAGAGGGAAGGUAUCGGUCGCGGCGGCGGGAGGAGGAGCGGGUUUGGCAGGGGAGCAGGGGCAGGGUCAGGAGAAGGGCGGAGGGCUGUCCGAUUUCCCUCCGGUGCCGGCGGCCAGGAUGAUGGUUCCCGUGAUGAAGAAAGGCUACGGCGCGUUUGGCGGCGCCACUCUGGAGAAGUCGAAGCUCGACCUCUCAUUUUCCACCGCCAAAACCGGCGCGCAGGUGGAGCUUGGGGGAGGCGGCGGUAACAUCGGUAAAGGAAUCGGGCACGGGGGCGGCGACGGCGGCGACGACGGGGGCGACGACGACGACUAUUUCGGCGAGGACGACGGCGACGACGGCGACGACGACGGGUUCAUCCGUCGCACGGUCGUCGCGGAGGUGUUUGACCGCGCGUCCGUGCAGGCGGUGCUGGAGGAGUGGUUCAGGACCAUGGCGGACCUUCCCGCUGGGAUCAGACGAGCUGUGGAAAUGGGCGUGGUGAGUUCAGCGCAGGUGGCGCGGCUCAUGAGCAUGGAUGCGCGCCCCACCAUUGCGAGAUUCGUCUCCCGCCUCGCCCCUCCUGAGCUCUCCCGUGCCUUCAUUGGAAGAAUGAUGGCAGACCCGGCCUUCCUCUUCAAGCUUGCUCUCGAGCAAGCAGCCACCGUCGCCACAGCAGUGCGUUGGGAGGUGCAGCAGCGGCGCGGGCAGCCAAACGGGCAGAACGGGCAGCAGAACGGACAGGACGGCCAGGACUGGAAGACAAAACUUAAUCAGGAAUGGCCCCUAGCCCUUACCAACGUCGUCAAUCUCUCCCUCUGCAACCUGGCGCUUGUAUGGUGCCUCUCCCCCUCUCGAUCCUACGGCUCUACUGCCACUAAUGCGUUUCAAAUGGUGCUGCAAAAACUGCCCAAUAAUUUUUUCGAUCGCAGCUAUGCGCUCCGGGAAUUCAAGCUGCCCGAGCGGGUGGGCAGUUUCUUCUUCAACGCUGCCCGGCUGAGCGUGAUUGGCUCGGCGGUGGGUGCUGCUGGUGGGGCAGUUUCAAAUGCCAUAUUGAAAGGGAUGCAAGGGAAAAACAAAGCAGAAGCAGGAGCAUCACAAGAAAAAGGAGGGGAAUUAUCCAGAGGGAGUGGGGAGGCGUUUCAGUAUCAGCCAUCUGUAGCAGUGCCAUCACUGACAAAAUCGGCUGUAGCAUUCGGUGCCUUCACCGGACUUUCGGGAAACCUUCGGUAUCAGCUACUGUAUGGGAUGGAUCGGGUGUUACAGGAGCAUUUCAACCAUAUCCCUGUCGCCAUCCUUGGCACCACUGCUCUAAGGUUCGGCAACAUACUGCUGGGCGAGCCAUCCCGCCUCUCCUGGCUCGGGCUGGACAGCGAAUCCGUGCAGCAAGCGCAGGCAGAGCACCGAGCCUACCACCGACCCUCGCUCGCAGGCUCGGGGAAGAGGUUCGGCAGCAGGCCCACGUUCUCAUUGCUACUUCAAUUCCUCAGGUUGGGGGGCAGCAAGAGAAGGGUAAAAGGGACUGCAGGGGCGAGACGGCGUGGUGUGAGGAAAGUGGCAGGGAGGGGGGAAGGGGAGGGAAAGGGUGGUGAAGGUGGAGGGGAGAAGGGAGGGCCUGACCGGGUGGUUCGGAGGAAAGUGAAGCGCAAGGUUAGCGUGGCCCAGUAG